AUUUCUAUAUAUAUUAUAUACCAAAAAAACAUAUCUUAACAAAGUCAAAAAAAAACCAAAGUCUUUCACUUUGUGUCUGUUCUAAAUCUCUGCGAGUUUUCUUACUUUUCGAGUUUUGUGUGUGUCUUCAAGUGUCGUGCAUGCAUUUUAUGCGUUUCGUUCACUUGCAUGCUCUCUCCCUCUUUCUCUCUCUAUCUCACCCAUAAAAGUUUUAAUUUUUCACAUCGAUAAAUUAAAUUGAAACAAAAAAAAAAAUUCACCCAAAAAAAAAAAACCUCGUUGCCUUCUUCUUCGCCGUUACAGUCCUCUUUCUUUCUUCAAUUCGCCGUCAAAAUCUUCUCUUUCUCUUCCCCCGCCGGUCCUUCACCAAUCCUCUGAUCUCUCUACACACGAACCUUUGAUUUUGACCAACGUCGAUGCAUGUUCAUGACUAGUCUCUUCCUCAAUCCUUCAAUUUCAUCAAUUCACGUCGAUUUCGUAUCCGAUUCGUUGUUCUAGCUCUUUGUGUGGUGUUAGGGUUUUAAGAUUUUGGAAUUGGGGUUUGGAGUUUGUGAUGUUUGAAGUCAAAAUGGGGUCAAAGAUGUGCAUGAACGCUUCAUGUGGUACGACUUCUACUGUUGAAUGGAAGAAAGGUUGGCCUCUUCGAUCUGGUCUUCUCGCUGAUCUCUGUUAUCGUUGCGGAUCUGCGUAUGAGAGUUCUCUAUUCUGUGAACAAUUUCAUAAGGACCAAUCUGGUUGGAGGGAAUGCUAUUUGUGUAGCAAGAGACUACAUUGUGGAUGCAUUGCUUCUAAGGUAACGAUUGAGUUAAUGGACUAUGGUGGUGUUGGUUGUAGUACAUGUGCUUGCUGCCAUCAACUCAAUUUGAACACAAGGGGUGAGAAUCCAGGUGUUUUUAGCAGAUUGCCAAUGAAAACGUUAGCUGAUAGGCAACAUGUAAAUGGCGAAAGCGGAGGAAGAAACGAAGGCGAUCUCUUUUCUCAGCCACUAGUCAUGGGCGGAGAUAAAAGGGAAGAGUUCAUGCCUCACCGUGGGUUUGGUAAGCUAAUGAGUCCAGAAAGUACAACCACCGGGCAUAGGCUGGAUGCUGCUGGGGAAAUGCAUGAAUCAUCACCUUUACAGCCAUCUUUAAAUAUGGGUUUGGCUGUGAAUCCGUUUAGCCCAUCUUUUGCAACCGAGGCUGUCGAGGGAAUGAAACACAUCAGUCCUUCUCAGUCCAACAUGGUCCAUUGCUCUGCUUCUAAUAUACUGCAAAAGCCAUCAAGACCUGCUAUUUCAACUCCUCCUGUGGCUAGUAAAUCCGCUCAGGCGCGGAUUGGAAGGCCUCCUGUCGAAGGGCGAGGGAGAGGCCACUUGCUUCCGCGGUAUUGGCCAAAAUAUACGGAUAAAGAGGUUCAGCAGAUCUCUGGAAAUUUGAAUUUGAACAUUGUACCUCUCUUUGAGAAAACUCUUAGUGCCAGUGAUGCUGGUCGCAUUGGUCGUCUAGUUCUUCCAAAAGCCUGUGCAGAGGCAUAUUUUCCUCCGAUUAGUCAAUCCGAAGGCAUUCCUUUGAAAAUCCAAGAUGUGAGGGGUAGGGAGUGGACGUUCCAGUUCAGAUAUUGGCCCAAUAACAAUAGUAGAAUGUAUGUUUUAGAAGGUGUCACUCCAUGCAUACAGUCCAUGAUGCUACAGGCUGGUGAUACAGUAACUUUCAGUCGGGUUGAUCCUGGCGGAAAACUAAUCAUGGGUUCCAGGAAGGCAGCUAAUGCUGGAGACAUGCAGGGUUGUGGGCUCACCAACGGAACAUCAACUGAGGACACAUCAUCGUCUGGUGUAACAGAAAACCCACCCUCCAUAAAUGGUUCCUCGUGUAUUUCACUAAUACCGAAAGAGUUGAAUGGUAUGCCUGAGAAUUUGAACAGUGAGACUAACGGGGGCAGGAUAGGUGAUGAUCCUACACGAGUUAAAGAGAAGAAGAGAACUCGAACCAUUGGUGCAAAAAAUAAGAGACUUCUUUUGCAUAGUGAAGAAUCUAUGGAGCUGAGACUCACUUGGGAAGAAGCUCAGGACUUGCUUCGUCCCUCUCCUAGUGUAAAGCCUACCAUCGUUGUCAUUGAGGAGCAAGAAAUUGAAGAAUAUGACGAACCUCCUGUCUUUGGAAAGAGGACUAUAGUCACUACAAAACCUUCAGGUGAACAGGAACGAUGGGCAACUUGCGACGACUGCUCUAAAUGGAGAAGGUUACCUGUAGAUGCUCUUCUUUCCUUUAAAUGGACAUGUAUAGACAAUGUUUGGGAUGUGAGUAGGUGUUCAUGUUCUGCACCGGAGGAGAGUCUGAAGGAACUUGAGAAUGUUCUUAAAGUAGGAAGAGAGCACAAGAAGAGAAGAACUGGGGAAAGCCAGGCAGCAAAAAGUCAGCAAGAACCGUGUGGUUUGGACGCACUGGCGAGUGCAGCAGUCUUAGGAGACACAAUAGGCGAGCCAGAGGUAGCGACCACGACCAGACAUCCAAGGCACAGGGCUGGAUGCUCUUGCAUCGUGUGCAUUCAGCCACCAAGUGGGAAAGGUAGGCACAAGCCUACAUGUGGCUGCACUGUGUGUAGCACCGUGAAGAGAAGGUUCAAGACGCUUAUGAUGAGGAGGAAGAAGAAGCAGUUGGAGCGCGAUGUAACAGCAGCAGAAGAUAAGAAGAAGAAGGACAUGGAACUGGCUGAGUCUGAUAAGAGUAAGGAGGAGAAGGAAGUGAACACAGCGAGAAUAGACCUGAACAGUGAUCCAUACAAUAAAGAAGAUGUUGAAGCUGUUGCGGUGGAGAAAGAAGAGAGUCGAAAAAGAGCAAUAGGACAGUGUUCGGGCGUGGUGGCUCAAGACGCCAGUGAUGUUUUAGGAGUUACAGAGUUAGAAGGAGAGGGUAAGAAUGUUCGUGAAGAGCCGAGAGUUUCAAGCUGAUAUGGAAGGAAAAAGGGAAAGGGUAAAAGCCAAAGUCAUAGCCAGUUUUAUUAAUAUGCUGAGACCAAGAGUAGGAGAAGAAGAAGAGAAAGAGAGAGAGAGAGAGAGAGAGAGAAGUACAGUUUUGUGUUUGAUUCUGUCAUAGUUGUAGGAAAAAUAAGUUUCUGGUUCUAAACAGCGACAAUGUCCCAUCUUUUGUUUUUUGUUUUUGUUUUUGUAUUUUUAUGGUAUCGUGUUGAGUUUGGGGUUUAUAGUAUGUCUCCAUUAAUCUAGGUUUUGUUGUAGAAGGCAAAUGGAGCUUUGUGCUUGGUGAUGAAACAGUUGAGUUGAUUUUUUUUUUUGUAAUUGUUUUCAACCAAAUGCCUAGUUGGUUUAAUUUUUUUAAAAGUUGUUUCUUAUAAUAUUGUUAAACACAAAUUAUGACAGUUGUUGAAAACUGCAUGAAGUAGACUUGUAAAUGGUAUAAGGAGAUUAAU
Arabidopsis thaliana (thale cress) is the source of this 3402-nucleotide messenger RNA. It is a transcript of the gene HSI2, whose product is annotated as B3 domain-containing transcription repressor VAL1. The coding region runs from base 554 to 2926 and encodes 790 amino acids. The record is from RefSeq and is marked reviewed. Gene Ontology annotation, molecular function: DNA binding; zinc ion binding. Gene Ontology annotation, cellular component: nucleus. Gene Ontology annotation, biological process: regulation of DNA-templated transcription. NCBI's taxonomy places the organism in Eukaryota, Viridiplantae, Streptophyta, Magnoliopsida, Brassicales, Brassicaceae. The transcript is spliced from 12 exons.